GAACACAAGAUGGAGCCUUUCACACUCAACGCUGCUCUCAGAUGCGACCUCCUAAAAGCAAACAGUCAUGACAUAAUCAAAUAGAAAAUCAAUUAGUUUGUGUCCGCUGUCUGCAGUCUAUGACAUACGUACGGAUACUUUCUCGAUGAGAACGUCUCAAACACUCUCAGCUCAUCAGUACGGCACUAAUAUUAGUCGUUCUUCGCAUAGAAUGAAGAAUAUAUGACUCUGCGUCUGUCCGCGCCUGAUGCUGCUUAAAGUGUUAAAGCACCGCGACAUCAAUGUUAUUCCGCGUUAACAGACUGAAAGGCUGCAUUUCGUAAAUCCAGUUCCCACUGUUGUUCUGUGUUUGGACUGAGUGUGUAGUAACAGGCAACCAAAUUGAAUCUGAACAAUUCUGUUGUUUUCAGCAUAUUACUGAACCAUGUCGAAUCGAUCGUGGCUUAGUACAUUGGAAUCGAAAGUAUGCGGCCUUUAUGUAUCGUAUCUAUAAACAAACGCCGCUGUCUUACCCCUCCUCCUCGAGCCUCGCUGAUUGGCUUGUAGCCAGAUUCCGAGGCAGAGCUCCGGGUUACAAACACUUCCUCCUCUAGUCGCCGAGGCGGAGCCCGAGUCAGGAAGUGGUGCUCAUUGCCUCCCUCUGACAGCCAAGCCAGUCAGUCAGUCAGUCAGUCAGUCACGUUAACAGAGCAGAGUGAAAGAACGCAAAAAGGCUGUCUUCCUAACGUGUUAGCUCAUGAGAAAGACGAACUUCUCCAGCUUCAGAUGGUUAAAAAACCAGAGGAAAGCGGUGGUCACCACAGUCGACAAGAAGCUGCCGAAUGGCAACCUGGAGGAGCAAGACGCGACGGUGGUCCUCCUGCCCAGAUCCCCCUCCGCCGCCAAGAACUACCCGCCGCUCGCCGUGGAACACCUGGAGGAGGAGUACAGGUUGCGCUCGGCUGACGACGGAAAACUCUUCCGGGAGGAGUUCAACUCGCUGCCGGGAGGGCACGCCCAGGGAACGUACGAGGAGGCCAACAAGGAGAACAACAAGGACAAGAACAGAUAUCCCAAUAUUCUUCCCUAUGAUCAUUCCAGGGUGGUGCUGACUCAGCUGGAAGGAUGCCCCGCCUGCGACUACAUCAACGCCUCCUACAUCGACGGCUUCACUAUAAAGAACAAAUUCAUAGCAGCACAAGGUCCAAAGGAGGACACGGUAGCCGAUUUCUGGAGGAUGAUUUGGGAGCAGAAGGUGUCGACUGUUGUCAUGCUGACCAACCUGAAGGAGAGGAAGGAAGACAAGUGUUACCAGUACUGGCCGGAUCAGGGCUGCUGGACCUACGGGAACGUGCGCGUGGCAGUGGAGGACUUCACCGUGCUGGUGGAUUACACCAUCCGCAAGUUCUGCAUCCAAUACCAAUCCAGCGACGCCGGCAAGAUGCUGCGUUUGGUCACGCAGCUCCACUUCACCAGCUGGCCCGACUUUGGCGUGCCCUUCUCGCCCAUCGGCAUGCUCAAGUUCCUCAAGAAAGUCAAGGCGCUCAAUCCGGCCUUCGCGGGGCCCAUCGUGGUCCACUGCAGCGCCGGCGUCGGUCGGACGGGCACGUUCAUCGUGAUUGACGGCAUGAUCGACAUGAUGCACGCCGAGCAGAAAGUGGACGUGUUUGGCUUCGUUUCGAAAAUCCGAGAGCAGCGUUCGCAGCUCAUCCAGACGGACAUGCAGUACUCGUUCAUCUACCAGGCGCUGCUGGAGUACUUCCUGUAUGGAGACACGGAGCUGGACGUGUCGUCUUUGGAGGGACACCUGCACAAGCUGCACAACACCUUCAACCAAGGCGACCGCGUCGGCCUAGAGGAGGAGUUCAAGAAACUGACCAACAUGCGUAUCAUGAAGGAGAACAUGAGAAUGGGGAACCUGCCCGCCAACAUGAAGAAAAACAGAGUGCUUCAAAUCAUUCCGUAUGACUUCAACAGAGUGAUUCUCUCUAUGAGGAGAGGUCAGGAGUUUACCGAUUACGUCAAUGCAUCCUUUAUCGACGGCUACCGGCAAAAGGACUACUUCAUUGCCACGCAGGGCCCCCUGCAGCACACGGUGGAGGACUUCUGGAGGAUGGUGUGGGAGUGGAGGUGUCACUCCAUCGUCAUGCUGACCGAGUUGCAGGAGAGGGAGCAGGACAAGUGUUACCAGUAUUGGCCCAGUGAGGAGUCGCAGACGUACGGCGAUUACAGCGUGGAGAUGAAGGGCGACGCCUUGUGCGACGCCUUCAGCCUACGAGACUUGGUACUCACCUUCCUGCCGGAGAAGGUGACGCGCGUCAUCCGGCACUUCCACUUCCACGGCUGGCCCGAGGUGGGCAUCCCGGCCGAGGGGCGGGGCAUGAUCGACAUCAUUGCGGCGGUGCAGCGGCAGCAGCAGCAGUCGGGCAACCAUCCCAUUGUGGUGCAUUGCAGCGCCGGCGCCGGUCGGACCGGUACGUUCAUUGCACUGAGCAACAUCUUGGAGCGCGUCAAAGCGGAAGGCCUGCUCGACGUCUUCCAAACUGUCAAGAGUUUACGAAUGCAGAGGCCGCACAUGGUCCAGACGGUGGAGCAGUACGACUUCUGCUACAGGGUGGUACAGGACUUUGUGGACAUUUUCUCUGACUAUGCCAACUUUAAAUGAGCUGAUUCUUUGCCUUAUCAAUGUUGUCGUUGUCCUCUUUUUUUUUUCUCUCUCUGAAGCCGGUUGGUAAACUAUAUUUUUUGCUAUGCACUUGCCCUAACAUCAACUAAACCUCCGCCCGGGCUGUAUUAUAUAUAAAAAGAAUUGUACAUGGGUUAAAUAAAACAAAGUGGUAAUUUAUAUUUUGCAGUAUGUAUGAGAAUUGUCUGAUAAGUUCCGUUGUUAUUAUUGUAUAAUAUUGUACCUUGCAAUGUUUAUGUCAAUGUAAUAUUUUUUAAAGUUGUAAAUGUAUUUAUCUACCGAAAGCCACCUUUUGUGUGUGAACCUUUUUUUUUUCCCCUGGCAUUUUUGAGGACUGCGUGACAUGUUCAUCAAGUCCUCAAAUAUGAUUCAGGCUUCGUUGCGUACCUCGCACACCUGCCGCAUUUAAAUCAAGUAAAAAAGCACAUAAAACUUGGCCUUUUACAACCAAAAACUUACACGUAGAUUUUGUUGGGUGCUCUUUA
Hippocampus zosterae (dwarf seahorse) is the source of this 3150-nucleotide messenger RNA. It is a transcript of the gene ptprea, whose product is annotated as protein tyrosine phosphatase receptor type Ea. Lineage: Eukaryota; Metazoa; Chordata; Actinopteri; Syngnathiformes; Syngnathidae. The transcript has 18 exons. Gene Ontology annotation, molecular function: protein tyrosine phosphatase activity. Gene Ontology annotation, biological process: protein dephosphorylation. The record is from RefSeq and is a predicted model, not a curated record. The coding region runs from base 737 to 2644 and encodes 635 amino acids.